Molecule: messenger RNA, 9531 nt
Organism: Symbiodinium necroappetens
Lineage: Eukaryota; Dinophyceae; Suessiales; Symbiodiniaceae
Source: the annotation of a GenBank genome assembly
AUGGUACAGGACCAAGGUCUCUCUGCACGGAGCAGGAACAGCAAUGAAGAUCAAGAUGUCUCCAAAGAGAGUUGUACCAACGUGCUCGAGUGCUUGCAGAGCAAGCCGCGCAUGACAUGGAGGCUUCGAGCGGCGUGGCUGCUCGGUUCUCUUGCAUUGGCAGUCUGCAUCUAUGGACCGAGGGUCACUCCAGCACCUAUGCUCUUCACAGUGUUCGUAGCGGUUGCCUUGCCAGGAAAGCGAAGUCUUUCCUGUAGCAGAUUGGGACUGACAGAUGCUCAGCCUUUUCUGUGCCGUGGUCAUCUCGCUCGAAACUUGCGCUGGCACUUGCAACGAUGGCGGCUGUACGUGAAAUGGACAGCCGAUCGUGUGGACCAGGAUCUGCACGGUGUCUGGCGAUGCGUGCUCCCACUUUCACCUCGACAAGCCCUUGCUCGGGCCGUGCGUGGAGAGAGCCGCAACCUUCUCAUGUACCACACCGCUGCAUCUGCUGGCUUCCUGCUUCCACCGGAGGUGGUUGCAUGUAGCCAUCUCCCGGAGCCCGGCCUUCGAGCCCACACUGUCCGUCUCUUGAAAGAACGGUGGGAAAGCGAAGCCAAGGACCCGCUGGCAUCCAUCCCGGAACUGAGUGAAAGAAGCUACAAAGGCACCUGGAGGUGGGGACGGACCCGGGCCAGCGAGAUGUUUGCAAGGACCGUCCAGCCAUGCAGGCUGCGUCUACCUGCAGCCAGGUUUGCAGCUGCAGGAUCGCUUUUUCGAAUUCGAGGCGCAGACUCCACAAGCGCGGUCACGCGAUCGACAGCAGCACCGUUCACGAGGUCGCCGGCUGGGCAAGUUGGGCGUGGAUCAGACAGCUCACACGGGUUCCCCGGGGCAGCAUCGUCGGAGGCAGCUUUCAACCUCGCGAGUGGCCAGCAGACAAUGAAAGUUGGUAAGUACAAAGGCAAAACUUUCACGGAGAUUUAUGCGCAGGACCCGCAGUAUUGCAGGUGGGUGUGCGACAUUGCAUUGACGGGAGAGAAGACAACCGAUUCGCUCAAGAUCUUUGCUGCUUUCGUGCAGCACAGGUGGCUUUUAGCCAUUCGGGAUCUGUUUCGCGAAUCGAGACCAAACAGUUUGCGAAGCCAUCGCUUCGCUGUGACCGGUCAGCCUGACGACAUGUCGCGCGAGCUGCUGGAAAGCUUCAUCCGUGUCCUGGGUGGCGAGGCACGACCUCAGGUUGCACCAUCUUCCAAACCGGCAGCGACAGGGGUGGUAGUGGCUGGCUCUACACUUUAUGGAGGAAAGCCCGUGCAGCAAAGCUCGAAGCUAGAGAAGGCGGCCGCCGGAGGAAUACCUGUCCUGACAUUGGAGGACCUCCGGAAACUGGCGAUUCAGGCCCAUCUAGACUUCCUAGUCCUAGACGACACAUGGAGCUUGCAGCGCGCAAGCAUGCAGGGAAGCGAGGAGAGCUCCUCCAGCGAUGCUGACUCAGUUGAGAACUUUGACAGAUCUUCGAAGCCUCUGCGUCAACCCGCCGUAGCGCGGCUGCCGAGUCACAGCAGUGACAGCGACAGCAGUGCAGAGGUCCAGCGUGCCAUUGACGAGGAUGUCUCCGAAAGUUCCAGCGACAGCAUCUCCCAGGCAAACAGCCGAGCUCGAACUGCCCAAUCCCCUCCAGUGUCCAAGGCAAGCAGCCCGGCACGAACUGCACAGUCUCCUUCCUCUCCGCAUGUAGAGGCAGAAAAGCCAAGGGACCGUGACAAAGAGACAGAUGGCCCAGCACCAACGCCUCCAGAGCAGGUGCUCAUAGACGUGCCGACUGUGCCGACGCAGAGCGUUGACGUGACUCCAGGCCAAACGCAGAGAGAGGAAAUCGCAGGAGCGUCGGAUGAGCCGAAUGAGAGCAGGCCGCAAGUUGCUGGUGCACGAGAUGCUGUGCCAGACGUGGCAGAGGAGCUGCAGAGACCGACGGCAGAAGAUGUCGCGAGGCGCCAAAGAGAGCAGCGAUUGCAGACCCGUCGCCUGGAAGCAGCUCUUUGGAAUUCGCUGUGCAUGGAAGAUAAGGAUAAGCUUCAGAAUAUGCUGCAGGUCAUUGAGGACUCCAAAAGCCAACUUCGUCGAAGUGGUGCUGAAGAAGUGGAUCUGCAGUCGGUUCUGGACAGCAAGGAGCCCUUGCUGCCGAAGCCCCGCAAGCACUCCAUGAGAGCGCGAGUCUACGACAUUCUGGAAGGGAAGGGGCCAUACGGAUCCACGUACAGCUUCUUGCUGACCAUUGUGAUUCUGGUGAACAUCGCCUCCUUUAUGCUGUCUACCGAGCCGAGCAUGGCCGAGCACCAGCCACUGUUUGACAGGAUCGAGAUGGUGACGGUGUGCAUUUUCACCUUCGAGUAUGUUCUUCGCUUCAGCACCCGAGCAGGGUCAUGUCUUGCCCGCAUCACGUGGGUCUUUACAAACUUUUUCUCCAUCGUGGACCUCGUUUCAAUCAUGCCGUUUUAUGCGGACAUUCUGAUCCCAGGGCGACAGAACUACUUGGCGACGCAGUGGGUUCGAGUUGUGCGGCUCUUGCGCCUUUUGCCGUCGCUGCCAUACGAUGUCAUCUGGAAGAAGAGCUACAAGUUGCUGAUGGCAAGUGGCUUUGCCGGGUGCACCGUCUGGGUGAUCUGUGCAGCAUUGUACUACUGGUUCGAGAAAGACAAUGCAGACAUGAUCUAUUGUCCAGAUGAAGAUGGCAAGAAAGAGGGCCUUUGUUGGAACCGCUUUCAUUCCAUCCCUGCAGCAAUGUAUUAUUCGCUUCUGAACUUCUUCGGAGAGUUCCCACUGGCGGACAAGCAUUCACUCGGUGGAAGAUUCGUGGGCGGUUUCAUUCAGGUCAUGGGAGCAGCCGUGAUGGCAAUUCCCGCUGGAGCACUUGGCAAUGCAUUUUCCGAAGUUGUGGAAAAGGAGCUCUCUGCAAAGGAGCAGGACCUAGCAGGUGGAGUAGAUGACGACUCCGUCGCAGACGCCAGUCGCAAGGCCGAGGUCGUCCGCUGCCUUGACGGCGAGCGAGAGGUGCGGACCUAUCGAGUAGCCGACGUAACUGUCGACAUGGCAGACCUUUGGUUCUCGCUGCUGGCAUUUCUGGUGACGACGUCAUCGGCUCACUUCAUACUAGGGACUGUGCACAACUUGCCCGUGAAACUGGACGAGUUGUUCUUCCUUUUAUACGCCUUCGAUGUCCUAGCCACGCUGGUUUUCUGCGUCGAGUAUUUCUUCAGGAUUUGCUCUGCCAGGGCACCUGCUCGGUACUUGCUGAGCGGUUUCGGCGUUGUUGAUGGCUUGAGUGCAGUGCUACCAGCUGUUAGCUAUGUUUAUCCACGCCCCUUGUUUCGGGCGUUCACGACUCUCAGAGUUCUCAAGCUGGAGCGGUACAUCGGUGCCUUCGGCACUUUCAAAAACAUCCUCUAUCAGAGCAGGUCCGUGCUGUUUGUGACAGGAGGGGCUGCUGCCGUUCUGUGGGUCAUCUUUAGCACGCUGAUGUACUAUGCCGAGCGGUACAACCCGGACCCUGACAUGGCCGGCACCUUGCAACAGCACAGCGGGGCCUUCGGCACAGUGCCACUUUCUUGGAGCAAAGUCAGGUGGGUGACUCUUCUGAACCUGUCAGGGGAGGCCCCACUCUGCGAGUACACGCCGGUCGGGAAGUUCAUUUCUGCUCUGAUGGGAUUGAUCGGCGUGGGCUUCGUGACGAUCCCUAUGGGCUUGCUUGGUUCUGGCUUUCAGGACUACCUGGAGCAGGAGGACGACGACGAUCCUGUUGCGAAGCCAGCAGGGCAAGCAAAGCCCGAGAGCGAGCAGAGCGAGCGCUCGUUCCGUCAACUAGUGCACAAGUUCUUGCAAGGCUCAGCAUCGAACCAGGUGGAGGACCUGAAUGCUUGGGAAGCUCGUGCGGUUUACUUCGAGCGAUGCAUUUUCCUGGCCAUCUUCGUCACUGUUCUUGCCGCCAUCAUGGAGACGGUGGACGGCUUUGCACCAUCAGGGUCCUUGAACCGUGAUGCAUUGAAUUUCAUUGAGAUAACGGCCACACUUCUCUUCACAGUGGAGUACGGACUGCGAUAUUACACGGCGCCGGAGGUGCCAUAUUGGGCAGAACAGGGAUACGUGAGUGACAAUGCGGCCAGAUUCGGAUUUGUAACCUCGCUCCCGGCAUUGAUAGAUCUGACAGCAAUUGCACCCUAUUACCUUGCUCUUUGCGGAUCGUCUGUGGCAGACCGUUAUGACGGAGAGCUGCGAAUGUUACGAAUUUUCCGUUUGUUGACGCUGGACAAGUAUAUUCCUUCCGUGUCCCUCAUCGGCCGUGUGUUCCGGAAGCAUUCCAAGGAGUUUCAGUUGGCUGCCUAUGCCGCUGCGGCGAUUUGGCUGAUCUUCUCUGCCCUCAUGUGGCUCACCGAGCGGCAUGAUCCGACACAGGUUGACGACCUGACCAUGGGUCAGCGAUAUGGCAGCAUGCCAGAAGCCAUGCCCUACACACUGGUCCACCUGACAGGAGACUAUCCGUUGAUCGAUUACGACUUCCCUGCCAAGUGCGUUCUGUUUGUUGCCUUGCUCUUCGCUGUCGGGGUUGUAGCAGUUCCAACAGGCUUGCUUGCAUCGGGCUUUGCACAGGAGCUCACGAAGUACCGCGAAGAGCAGAGACGGCUGAGAGAAGAAGCUGCUACAAAAAUCGAGAAGGCACUUCGGCAGUACAUUCGAAGACGCCGUCUUCGGCAGGUUGCUACCCGCGUCCAGGCGCAGAAGACAGUGUUGCGCGAGUUGAAAGACAAAGCUUUCAAGGACAACCCUUACAAGCUGCGUAUGGUCAAGUUCCUGGAGCAGAAGACGACCGCCGGCCGUUUGUGCAAGAAGGCGAUGUUCCUCCUGAUCAUUCUCAAUGUGUUGGCUGUGAUUGCCGAGAGCAUGUCUUGGGUGAAAGAGGCAGCAGGAAGCUAUGUCCUCAAUGGUUUCGAGCUCUUCAGCGUGCUGGUCUUCACCUUCGAGUACUCAGCGAAUGUUUGGAGCGCGCCCGCAAACAGCAGGUAUAUGUUUUGCCGCAGGAACUACGUUUGCUCUUUCUUCGGUAUUGUUGAUCUUGUGACUGUCGCGCCGUUUUGGAUACAGACGGUGAUGUGGCUCAGUGGGUUGCAGUUCAACGCAUUCGUCUUCCGCAUCGCGCGUCUACUUCGCAUUCUCCAGCUGGAAGAUUUCGUUGAGAGCUUCACGCUGCUGGAUGAUGCCUGGCGCAGCUGCAGAGAAACGAUGGUUGCAACCGGGUUCAUGGCACUGCUAGUGUGGAUAUGUGGUGCGGUGCUCUUCUAUGAGUUCGAGCAGGACAAUCCUGCCAUGGAUGGUGCCUUCAAGGAUCUUCCGUCCAGCAUGUAUUUUACCAUCAUCUUUUUGGGCGGGGAGUGGGCGAUGAUUGAUUUUACUUCAGGUGGAAAGAUUGUCUGUUUAGUGUACUGUGUUGUUGGUAUCGGGCUGUAUGGCAUCCCUAUCGGUGCCGUGUUCGAGGCAUUCAGCGACGUCCUGGCAGACAAGGAGGACGAGCAGGACGAGUCUGCGGAGGUCUGCUUCCCAACCGCCAUCAAUUGUGCAUGGUCGGAGAAGCCAUCGAUUCAGAUUGACCCAGCAUGUCAAGACUUGCGCCGUCGACUGGAGAAAGCUGAGCAAGAGGCUCGGCUGGCAAGAGAGCGGGAGCUACGCAGCAUUGACCAGAUCACUCGCUGGGACAGCAAGCGGUUGCACUGCGAAGAGGCCAGCGAGGGUGUGGAAUUGUUGCGCCUGUCCUUGGACAACGUAAAGGCUGAGCUAAAGCGGCUGGAGCAUGAAGCAGAGCCAGGGCGCUCCUGGCUUCAUAGUCUUCGUGAGAGGCAGAUGGCAAGUCAGGAGAAUGCCAGACUGAGCGCCUCUCGCUUGACAACUCUGAAGGCUCAGUAUCCGCAGCGCGUCGCAGAAAUGAAAGCGUCACAGGUGCAAGAAAUCGCAGACCUACGCAGUUCGCAGGCUGAGGAGCUUCUGAAGCUGGAAGUUGAUUGGACGACACAGGAUGACUUCUUUGACCUGCUUCCAAUCGAGUACCCUUUUCAGGCACCGGAGGUUGGGAUCGACCCUGUGGCAGGACGGCUUCUAAGAGCUUGUGGCAGUCUUCAAAAUCUGACAGCUCUGGCCAUCGCCGCGUCGCAACUUCACAGUUUCAAUGUCAAGCCCGAUGGCUCCUAUGAUCUGACACUGCCCCAGUUUGACCUGGAGUUGAAUAGUGCCGAAGUGUCUGAGCUUUUGGGGACGUGCCGGCAGUUGUUCGACAGCUAUGCCCAGCUGGCAGCCUUAGACUUCGAGGUACAGCUCCGGUGCAGCGGUGAAAGUUUAAACUGUGCUGCUCACUCCAUGGCGGUCCUCCGAAAAUCAUCAGAUCUCUGCCAAACUGCGUGCCAUGAUCACCACUACGGCGACUACGCCAUGAAUCUUCUGACCAUUUCCGAUGUCGCCGAACGCUCUGCUGCCCGCAUGUGUUCUGUUGUCGUGGGCUUCUGCCAAUCUCUUCAAGAGAGCCAAGCUGGGGUGACCGGCUUUGCGGGCUUUGCUAGGCAAGCUGCAGCCGAGAUUCGCAUAUUUCUGGAUCAUGCCUUCCAUGUUCUUUCGUUCUUGCCUAUAGGUUUGCGUGCCUUGCAACCUUUCUCGGAUCUACUGGAACAUGGCUCCCCAGCUUUUCGGCAUGUUCCAGUCGCCGGCUUGCGUUGGGAUGUCCUCCUGCACAUUCUGGGAAGUUUCGGCGCCGCAGAACGUUCCAGAGGCCUUCGUGUAGCUGAGAUAGGGGUCGAGAAGGGCAUGACCGUCACCUUCCUGAUGAAGCACGAGCCAGCCAUCGUGGACUAUUAUCUGGUGGAUCCCUGGCAUGUCCCAGGCAAGUCCCAAGAAAGCAAUGGUGUGCUCCAGUCGUACUAUGAAAACCUGGAAGCCUGGUCCAGUGAGGAGCCAGCUUUCCAGCGCAAUGGUCGCAAGGCAGCCCACGUCCUGCGCCAGAGUUCAGAGGAAGCAGCAGGCCAGCUUGGCACCGACUACUUUGACCUGGUCUUCAUUGAUGCAGAACAUACAUUUGAAGCUGUCCGCCGAGAUAUUCAGGUCUGGAAACGUCGAGUGCGACCCGGUGGUAUCCUAGCAGGUCAUGACUUUUCUUUAUUCCACCCCGCAGUUUCUUUGGCGGUUCUGGUGGAGUGUGGACCGCUGAGCGAUGAUACUGGCCGCUUCCCGCUGCAGUCGGAACUGGAGAAACCCAUCAUCCACCUGUCUGCAGAUUCUGUUGCUACUGCCAUGAUUUGCCGUGUUUGGUUUGGGAAAAGUGGCGGGGUGUCAGACAUGAAGUCCAAUCAUUCCGAGGAUGUCCGCAGCUUGAAGCAGAGCUUGGAGGAGACGACACGCCGUUCCCAGAGGAUGACCCGUGAUCGGGAUGAUGCACGUGAGCAAGCUGUUGCGAGACAGCGAGAGGGCUCCCGUCUUCAGCAACAAUGUGCUGACGCCCGCCACGAGGUUCUCGAGAUGUCGGCCCAGGUUCGCCUGAUGCAUCCGGCGCCCGGGCCCGGGCAGGGUUUGACAAGGUCCGUUUCUGCUUCCUUCCUCGAUUCUCCGCUCCUCUCCAUCAAGGAUGCCCAGUGCACAGAUGCCGAGAUGCUCGACCUGAGGCAAAGAUGCAAGGAAUUGGAGCGGCAGUGUACCAGGAUGCACAGCCUGCUGGAGAGGGGACAAGAGGCCUGUGAACGGUGGCGCCGUCAGGGGAUAAGUGCAGCUGCUGCCGGCAUAGACAGUGCCGACGAUGCUGGUGGGCGACCUGAGCCUUUUGCGCUCGGACCGCAAGAUUCCAUGGAACCAGCCAGGACUGAAGGUCCUGCUGCCUUAGAGUGGGCCCGUGAGGAUAAUGUCGUGCCGCUUGUUGGCGCUGAUGCAGAGGAAGAUCGAAUUGAAUUGGAGGCAUGGUGUCGAAGAUUCUUCGAAGAGUGUGAAGCCAGUGCUGCUGGCUCUGAGUACGGAGGAGCGUCAGAUGCCGAGUCGCUCUUGAGCAACACGCCUUCCACCAGGACGAAAGCGGAGCACCAUGGUGCACGCCGUCGUCGCUGGAAGGCUGUAGCAGCUGCAGCUGCGGUAUUCAUGGUAGUGCUGCUAGUGGCUUGGAUGGUCUGGAAACAAGGAGGUGUAUCGAAGCACAUGUCCCAGGCGAAGGAGCAGGCCCAAUCGACUGCGGAAUUGCAAGACUCUUUCGAAAAUUGGUUCGUUCAAUCUCGGCCAGAGUCAACCUCAACAACAGCGGCACCAUCAUCAUCAUCAUCGUCUCUGCAGCAGCAUCAACAUUCCACCAAGCCAAGCACACAGAUGCCCACGAUCGCUGGAGGCGUAACUUCUGCAGCGGUCACCACUGACACAACGACUUUAUUGACCUCUACAACCGUCCACGAAGUCUGCGCUGAUCUGGGAGAAGGUCGUUUUCCUGCGGUGCCUGCUGGUGGCGAAUAUGUCAAUCAGUACGACCCGGACAACCAAUUGAGGAUCGCAGCUGAUCCGCGCAGAAGCAACAACUACUUCAUAGUCAUCGGUGAUUGGGGAAAGGCUUUAGAUGCCGGGGGGCCUGGCAGUUGCCAGCUGAAGGUGGCAGACCUGGUGAAGAGCUAUGUCCGAGCACAAAGACAGGCCGGCAAGACUUUGCUCUUCAUUGCUUCCGUCGGAGACAACUUCUAUUGGACUGGGGUCACGCCAGAGGCAUGGAAAGUGGCAUGGGCCGAGCCAUAUGGCGUCAAUGAUCAGACCUCGCCGCUUUUUCAGGUUCCCUGGCUGGCAGUCUAUGGCAACCACGAUUUCGGUAGCCAUGACCCAUAUGCCUUUUGUCCACAUGUACAGCCGAAACAUAUUCUGGGCUUCCAGGCUUACUCCGGCAAUCAGCUCAACAAGGAUCGCAAUCCCCAUCGCCCAGAAUGGACGAGGCAGUUCUGGCUUCCCGACUACAAUUAUCACUACGAGAUCCCAGAUGCCGACUUGGAGGUCAUUGCGGUUGACACAAAUGGUGCCGUGGAUGCCAACGGCCAGCUCCUGAUGGAUGGCGCGAUUGGCGGAGACGCGAGAGGUCGGCGGUGUGCUGACCAUCUUUGCGGAGGCCACAACGUUUCCCAAGACUUCUUGCGCAAAGUCGCACGAGCUGGCCAAGAACUCGUAAAAGAGCGGGCCAGGAAGAACACCGUUGGCACAGUUCUGCUCAUCCAGCACUAUCCGGGCCUUUGCCCACGAGCUGUUUUUGAAUUGGCGCUACCGCCUGCACGCAGAGGGAAGGUAAAAGUAAUCUGCGCCUAUGGCCAUGUCCAUGAUCAGAACUGCGAUGUGAGGGACGAGAAUGGCCUUUGCAUCGAGAUUCUGUCUGGUGGCGGAGGUGGUUGUUGUGGAGCGGAGGUAAACCAAGCUGGGUUCAGCGUUGUGCAUCUGGAUGACAGCGGCGGAGUGGCUUCAGUCGAUGUCGAAAGCCCAAAGGUGCUUUUGCCACUCCAUUCAUGCAUUUGGUAG